Messenger RNA from Malania oleifera, 1497 nucleotides. Its product is annotated as protein ENHANCED DISEASE RESISTANCE 2-like. The transcript is spliced from 3 exons. The record is from RefSeq and is a predicted model, not a curated record. NCBI's taxonomy places the organism in Eukaryota, Viridiplantae, Streptophyta, Magnoliopsida, Santalales, Ximeniaceae. The coding region runs from base 223 to 1167 and encodes 314 amino acids.
AAAAUGAGUUAAUGAAUUUGCUUACUAAGGGAAAAUGACCCUGAAAGAUAGUGGGAGCCAGCAGACGGUAUUCUGGGAACAGCGAAGAAAUGCUCUUUAGAAAGAUUCAAAGAAGGCUAUUUCUCAAGUUUCUCUGCGAUUAGAUGAGGCAAAAACCCUAGGUUUUCAUUUUAUCAUAUUGAAAUUAGGGUUUUCUGAGAGACAAGGACUAUUUGUUUGCAUAUGGGUAACCCUGCUGACAACAAUGAGCAUGAAUGGAUCAAAAGAGUGAAAUCGGAGGGAGCUGUUCCACUACUUGAACCAGAUAAUUGCCCAAAUGGUUGGGCUUCACCACCUGGAGACAAAUUUAUGGUCAGAGGUCCAGAGUACUUUUCAACCAGGGUUAAAAUUCCUGGUGGUGAAUAUCUUUUAAAGCCUCUUGGAUUUGAUUGGAUAAAAGGUCCUACAAAGCUAUGGGAAGUUCUAAACCAUCCAAACAACCGUGUUAGGAAGGCUCUUGAAGAUGAGUUUCCUACAGGGGAUAAGCCUUUUAUUUGGGCUUUCAAUCUGCAAGUCCCUAGCAAGGAUAAUUACAGUGCUGUUGCAUAUUUUGCAGCUACAGAGCCUAUUCCUGAGGGUUCUUUAAUGGAGCAGUUUGUGAAAGGAGAUGAUGGGUUUAGGAAUUCAAGGCUUAAAUUAAUUGCCAACAUUGUCCAAGGCCCUUGGAUUGUGAGAAAAGCAGUUGGGGAGCAGGCCAUAUGCAUUAUUGGGCGUGCUCUUUCUUGCAAGUUCUGUGUGACACAGAAUUUUGUAGAAGUCGAUGUGGAUAUUGGUUCUUCCAUGGUUGCAAGUGCAAUUGUUCAUCUGGCUUUUGGUUACGUCACAGCAUUAACUGUCGAUCUAGCUUUUCUCAUCGAGAGUCAAACAGAAGCAGAGCUUCCAGAACAAAUUUUGGGAGGUGUGAGAUUCUCUGAGUUAAAUCCAGCUUCAGCUCAGUUGAUUGAACCAUCACCUGCUGGGAGUGCAGGUAGUUUGCAGUCCUCUCUGCCUACACGCUUAUGGAAGUCAAUUGGGCAGAGUUUCUCCCACAUUCUUCAUCCGGGUGCUCAGGAGAGUGGCUCUGCUCCAGUCUCAACUGUCAACGGAACAGUCAAUCAUGAAGAAAAAGACAAGGACACAACAACCUGAUUGUAGGAUGCUUGCUGGAGGAGGACGUGCAUUUGAUUGUUUUCGAAUUUGUUGAAUUGCCGGAGGCAACGAGUCUGCAGCAUACAAGCACUCUACUCCCAUCUCAUGCUGCCUCGAGUGAUCGGACAUCGGGCAACUCCCUUUUUUUGAGUUCCCAAUUUCUUUUCUUUAUUUGCAUCUCAUUAUUCUCUUGUUGUCUUACAGGGGUGUCAGUAUUAUUUGCAUAAGUUAUAAAUUUAGAUCAUUUCCUUCUGUUUAUAAUUGUUGAAAUGCACCUGACUCUGGUUUUGCAUUGUGCAAUAAAAUCUUUUAGUAGCAUUUUCUGGUUUC